Molecule: messenger RNA, 4573 nt
Organism: Amoebophrya sp. A120
Lineage: Eukaryota; Dinophyceae; Syndiniales; Amoebophryaceae
Source: the annotation of a GenBank genome assembly
AGGUCAGAUGAAGGCGUGAGAUCUACGUGUAUUUUUCCUCUAAGGUAGACGUAGAUACCAACGCAAAAAAUGAUGGCCCACCGUCAGUAAAGUAAUUGUCAGGUUACCUUCAAUUGUAAGAUUCCCCAGAUAACAAGUAGUUUCACCCCUCAAAGACUAAGAAGUACUCCCGAACUACAACUUGCUUGUUAGUGUAUCAGGAAAAUGGUCAUCCGUUCCGACGACGACGACAGCGAUGCCGAGAGCGUGCAGAAGCCGACGAAGAAGGCGCGGCUCGGGGGCGCGAAAACGACCUUCGUGAGCAAACAGGAGCGGGAAAAACGCGAACGGGAGGAAGCGGACAAGGAGCGCGAGGCGCAGCGCCGGCGAGAGCAGGAGGCAACGAGGAAACGAAAACAGUUCCUCUUUGCCGACCCGCGGGAUGCGGAGCGGCAGCGCGAGCGCCAGGAGCGCGAGUUCCAGCGAAAAAUCCGUGAGCAGGAGAGGGCAACGAAGAUGGGCAACAAUCCGAAUAACAUCCCUCUCGGAAACGGCGCCUCCGCUGCGGACGGCGUCGCGGUGGGGAACGGGAAAGCCUCGUCCAGCAAGGCGCCGCCGAAACAGGUGGAGGUGAAGAAGGCACAGAGCACGUUGCGCGACCUGGGGCUCUUGUCGAACGAGCAGUACGAAUCUGCCGCUUCAAGCGUGAAAACGGGGGCGGAGGGGACGGUAAGUUUUGUUUUGUUUUGUCUUGUCUUGUUUGAUUUCCGUUUUUCCUUAAACACGUGCUUGGCACCAGUUGGGCAACAUGGUGGAAAAACUACCAGAGCUACAGCAGGCACGAUUCUUUUGAUUAAGGGGGAAAUAAUUUCUACUGACCACAACUUAUUUCCCUACCGCAGGCCAACAGCGCGGAACUUUGGCAGUUGAAGAAGAACUAUCUGGGACUACGGGACGAAAAGCGGAAACUGCAGAAACCGUCUGAGAAGUUUCGCAACAUUUUCAACUUCGAGUGGGCAGCCGACGACGACACGUUUCGGGGAGACACGAACGAACUGUACACGAAGCGGCCCGAGCCGCAGCUUCUCUUCGGCCGCGGGUAUCGGGCUGGGAUGGACGUUCGUGAACAGCGCAAAACCAAUAUCGUAAGGAAAAAUCCCCCCUCCCCAUAUCAAAAACGUAUCCGUCUGAAAAUUUGUGAUGCGCAUUUGCGACCUCAAAUCCUGUCUGUCUUGCAAGAAGGCAAGUCCAGAAAGCAUUCCGCAUUUUGCAGGCGGUUUGUGAUGCUGUUUGGCUUAGAGCAUACACGUUUGUCAUGCUAGGUGCCUACGUCAAAACCUCUUCCCUGAGGCUUGACAUAUGCCAGCAUUCCUCUACUGCAAGACAAAUCUGACUUGUGUAUGGAAAUCCAGCAUCAGAAACUUCGUUUCGAUAUGGGGAGGGGGGAUUUUUCCUUUUGAUAGCCAACACCUUCUACGAAAACAUGAUCUCCGUUCGAGCCGAGGCCACGGGGGAGGAGGUACUUGCAACUUUUUCUACCGUUUGUUUCACUUGUUUUGCAUGAUCGUCACGAAAUGGGAAGAUGGUGGUCAGUGAUGGACCACACAGUGGGAACUUCGUUAUUGUUUCUGUUGUUAUCAUGCUUAGUGUUAAGUUCACAAUUAAUUGAACCGCUCUUCAGGUGGGAAGUUUCCUGUCCAACCGUGAGGCGAUGCUGCAGAAGAAGGAGGACCGUGCGAAUGCGGACGACGAGAAGCACUGGAGCGCGAAGCCGGUGAGCGAAAUGACGGUGCGCGACUGGAAGAUCUUCCGGGAGGACCACCAAAUCGUUCUCCGGGGCGGCCGCGUGCCGCCGCCCAUGCGGAACUGGGCCGAGGCCCCGCUGCCCGUGGAAUUACUAGACGCCGUGAAUAAGUGCGGGUACACCGCGCCCACCCCGGUGCAGAUGCAGGCGAUCCCCGUCGCCUGCGCGCUGCGCGAUUUGAUCGCCAUCGCGGAAACGGGUAGCGGGAAGACGGCCGCGUACGCGCUGCCGCUGUUGCGCUACCUCCACGACCUCCCGCAGUUGGACAACGAGAGCGCGCAGAUGGGUCCGUACGCGGUCAUUCUGUGUCCGAGUCACGAGCUGGCGUUCCAGAUUGAGACGGAAGUGGGGAAGUUUAAGCACUUCAUUCCCCACAUUCGGACAGUGACCUUGGUCGGCGGGCAGGGCGGGCGGGACGCCGAGAAACAGGCGUUCGAGAUCCGCAACGGGGUGGAAUUGGUCAUCGCCACGCCCGGUCGCUUGGUUGACGCCAUCGACAAGCGCCACACGGUGCUGCACCAGUGCAAUUACGUCAUUUUAGACGAAGCAGACCGGAUGAUCGCGCCAGGUAGAAAGAAGACGAUCGCUUUUGUUUUGUGAUGAAGAACCUACUCUGUUCUGCAGAUUCAUCCGUGUUUGUAUCUAUCAUGUGAGAUUUGCGAAAAAGCGUUGUUUCAUCAAUCUGUAAACUUAUGAGAACGUCGAUUCUACUUUCAGGUAUGCAAGAGUACCUGUACCGCACCCUGGACGCGAUUCCGUCGACAAAUUUGAAGGCCGAGUCUGAAGACGCGGCGGUGAAACAGGAGCUGGAACUGCUCGCAGGCCACAGAAAAUUUCGCAUUACGCAAAUGUACGGCGCUACCAUCCCGCCACCGCUGGAGCGCCUCGCGCGAAAAUACUGUCGACACCCGAGCGUCAUUCAGGUAUGGAAUUUGUUUUUGAGAUAGUUUUUGUUUAAGUCGAAAAUGCAUUUUUGAAGCGAGGGGAAGUCGAAACUGUAGCGCUGAUUAAGUACCUCUAUCGCGAUUACGCUUGUCAGUUUCAAUCAUGUCAUUGUUAUUUAUCCUUCUACAGGUCGGCGAUCCAUCCGGCGGGAACAAGAACAUUGAUCAGCGUGUCAAGAUGAUGCAGGAUGCGGACAAGCGCAAGGAGUUGGAGAACCUGAUCAAGUCGGAGGACUUUGAGGUGCCGGCCAUGGUGUUUGUCAACCAGAAGCGCGCCGCCGACGUGCUCGCGAAGUGGCUGGACAGCAUCGGCAAACGGGCGGGAAAGCUCCACAGUGGCAUGCUGGCGAGCGACAGGUACAGAUUUGCUCAUAGAUGCUAUGUAUUUUCGUGUGUUGUUUGCUUUAGGUUCUACUCGGGUGAAGCAUUUUUAGAAGCGGAGUAGGCACGUGUGCUGGUCGUCUUCACUUUUGCCGUUUGCAGGUUAGUACAGUGAGGGACUGUUAUCUUGCUGAAAAAUUCAUUUCAAUUUCCCAACUCAACAGGCAAGCUGCACUGGAAAAGUUCAAGGGCGGACAGUUGGAUUUCCUCAUCGCCUAUCAAAUGUAAAAAUGUCUGGGUCUGGAAGAAUGCGCCUUGUCAUGCUAAAUCUGCAGCAUGCAAAAAUCUGUGUUGCAUGAUUACCAAAAGUCGUCCAGUUUUGACCAAGUCGGGAGGUAGUUUCUCAUGCAGGAUAGGCAUUAGAAAGGUCUCGCAGACUCUGUCGUGCUAGGUCCUGCAUUCCAGACCUCCCUCAUGGGUCAUGGAAAAGCAGCAUGACAAAUCGCGCACUCUUCCAGACCCAGACAUUUUUACAUUUGAUAUCGCCACCGACGUCGGCGCCCGCGGUCUGCACGUGGAGGGGCUCCCGCACGUGAUUUGCUUCGACAUGGCGACAAGCAUCGACGAGUACAAGCAGCGCAUCGGGCGAACGGGUCGUCUCGGCAAGAAGGGAAUUUCCACCACGUUCCUCACCCCGGCCGACGAGGGGCUGUACUUCGAACUGAAGGAAUUCUUGAUCGCGUGCGAGAAGCAGGUGCCCCACGAGCUGUCUUCGCACGAAGCCGCCAAGGUGAAGCCCGGGACAAUCACCGAGUCCGGCCACAUGGCCGGCGCAAAGACAAAUGUGGUCUACUCCAGCACUUUUCGCGGCUAGGAGUCGGGAGGGUGCUUUUCGUCCGUGCCGACAAGAAUUCGUCUUGUGGUAUUUUGUACGUACUACUAAAACAAGCGACAAUUCAUGAUCAAGGGCAGUUCCGUAGAAAGGCUCUGGCGAUAGAGUCUGACAUUGAUUGUAGCGAUCAAUUUCAUGAUCGCCGCCAACUACACCCUUGCGGUUUCACUUUUUCAAAAAAAGCACGCUACGCCGCGAGUUUUCCCGACGACACGUAUUCUGAUCGGUUGUUUUGCUUCGCGGUGCAGUGCGAGCGAGCAGGUAUCUAAAUCAAGGGUCAUAGUACCCUCUAUGGCGGUGUUCGCGUUACCAUUUGGAACAAUCGACGAAUGAAUAAAGAAGAAAAUGUCUCCUAACUACAGUGUGUCGCAUCCUCGUCCUCUCGUCCUUGUGAAUCGCAAUCGUCUAUCGAUCUUACAUUAGAAGUCGCAGGAGACGCCACGGUGAGCGAGGGCCUUGACUGCUCGAGAAUUGAAAAGGGGGCUUGCGAGUGAUCCGCUUCCGUUGACAUCGAUAACAAGAUUUCGUUGGUGUCUUGUUCGUAGUAGUACAGAGGCUGGAUAGAAGCCGAACUGACAGAGAAGAAGUACUUCACCUCCAGUUCACUAGGAGCCUAAACAUUAGUAGAAAAAA